CGGCGGCGGGAGCCGGCUGCAGACGGAGCCGGGCGGCCGAGGACGCAGCGCGGCGCCUGGCGACAGCUCGAGCCGCGGGCGCAGCGGCCGCGCGGGGAGUGCGCCAAUGGGUAGCGCGGGACGGCGGCGGGCGGCGAGGCCCUGGCUUCUGCGCGCCGGCCCUGGCGGGGCCCAGAGGACCGCCGCUCCGAGGUUCUUGCUGCAGGCUGUGUGAGCUCCAGGCUCCGCCAUCGGAAAUUGCAGUCUUUUUAGGCGAAGGAGUGCUGAGGGACACUCGGUGCUGCUGAAGCCAGGACAGUGUCACCACAGCCAUUGGAAAGCACACUCAUCGUGGCUUGGAGAAACCGUGUGCUUUGAGGAUGCUGUUUGCCUUUGAUGAAAAAGAAACUCCAGGCAGCAGACCUUUCUGUCUGUGUUUACUGUAGUGUUGUGUGAUGACCAUGGAGGGAAGUUCACACCACUGUUGCUGAUGACUGCUUCUUGCCUCCGUGGACAUGAGUGAUCCAAGGCCAUCACAGGCAGAGAAGCACAAGCUUGGCAGAGCUGCCUCCAAAUUCAAGGACCCUUCCAGAGCCAUGCAGUCUGACGAUUAUUUUGCUCGGAAAUUUAAAGCCAUCAAUGGCAGCAUGGGGCCUGCUACUUUAAACACGUCCAGUCUGAGUGAGGGCGGUGGAGGUGGUGGUGGACCAGCCAAUGGUACCCCAGCAGUACCCAAGAUGGGUGUGAGGGCCAGAGUGUCUGAGUGGCCUCCUAAAAAGGACUGCUCCAAGGACCUGGCUUGCAAGACGCUGUGGGAGAGCCGUUCUCAGUCCAGCUAUGAGAGUGCCACCUCCAUCAUCCAGAAUGGCCAAAAUGACCAGGUUGACAGGCAGCAAGAGGAGCAGCUAGACCUGGACUUUGUAGAGGCAAAGUACACCAUCGGAGACAUCUUCGUGCAUUCUCCCCAGAGAGGGCUCCACCCCAUACGGCAGAGGAGCAACAGUGAUAUCACCAUCAGUGACAUCGAUACCGAGGAUGUCCUGGACCAACAUGCGGUCAACCCAAACACGGGAGCAGCCCUGCACAGGGAGUACGGGAGCACUUCAUCUAUUGACAGGCAGGGUCUGUCUGGAGAGAAUGUUUUCGCCAUGCUCCGAGGGUACCGAAUAGAGAGUUACGACCCUAAAGUGACCAGCUCCUUUGGGUUUCCAGAUUUCUUUCCCUGUGACACCGCCAUCUCCCCCAGUCUCCAUGCUGCAGCCCAGAUUUCCAGAGGAGAAUUCGUCCGCAUCUCAGGGUUGGACUACAUGGAUGGUGGUCUCUUGAUGGGAAGGGACAGAGACAAGCCCUUCAAACGCAGGUUAAAGUCAGAGUCUGUGGAAACCUCACUCUUCCGAAAACUUCGGACAGUCAAGAGUGAGCACGAGACCUUCAAGUUCACUUCUGACCUGGAGGAGGGCCGCCUGGACCGGGGCAUCCGCCCGUGGAGUUGCCAGAGGUGUUUUGCCCAUUAUGAUGUGCAGAGUAUCCUCUUCAACAUCAAUGAAGCCAUGGCCACACGGGCCAGUGUGGGCAAGAGAAAGAACAUCACCACAGGGGCCUCGGCUGCAUCACAGACUCCGGUUCCUGUAGGCCCGGCUGGAGGCUGCGAGUCCCCACUGGGCAGCAAGGAGGACCUCAACUCCAAGGAGAACCCAGACGCUGAUGAGGGCGAUGGGAAGAGCAACGACCUGGUCCUCAGCUGCCCAUAUUUUCGCAACGAGACCGGUGGGGAGGGCGACAGACGCAUUGCACUCUCUCGGGCCAACUCAGCCUCUUUCAGCUCCGGGGAAAGCUGCUCCUUUGAGUCAUCCCUCAGCUCACACUGUACCAACGCAGGUGUCUCUGUCUUGGAGGUGCCACGGGAAAACCAGCCCAUCCACAGGGAGAAGGUCAAACGUUACAUCAUAGAGCACGUUGACCUCGGGGCCUACUACUACCGCAAGUUCUUCUAUGGCAAAGAGCACCAGAAUUACUUCGGAAUAGAUGAAAAUCUCGGCCCUGUGGCGGUCAGCAUCCGGAGGGAGAAGGUGGAAGAUCCCAGGGAGAAAGAAGGGUCGCAGUUCAACUACAGGGUGGCCUUCAGGACAAGUGAGCUCACAACUCUGAGAGGAGCAAUCCUAGAAGACGCCGUCCCCUCCACAGCCCGGCAUGGCACUGCCCGGGGCCUGCCCCUCAAGGAAGUGCUGGAAUACGUUAUCCCGGAGUUGAGUAUCCCGUGUCUGCGGCAAGCAGCCAACUCCCCCAAAGUCCCAGAGCAGCUGCUUAAGUUGGAUGAACAAGGGCUGAGCUUCCAGCACAAAAUCGGGAUCCUGUACUGCAAAGCCGGGCAGAGCACGGAAGAGGAAAUGUACAACAACGAGACAGCAGGGCCGGCCUUCGAGGAGUUCCUGGACCUCCUCGGCCAGCGAGUGCGGCUGAAGGGCUUCAGCAAGUACCGUGCCCAGCUGGACAAUAAGACGGAUUCCACGGGGACUCACUCCCUCUACACCACAUAUAAAGACUUCGAACUCAUGUUCCAUGUGUCGACACUGCUUCCAUAUAUGCCGAACAACAGGCAGCAGCUUCUGAGGAAGAGGCACAUCGGGAACGACAUCGUCACCAUCAUCUUCCAAGAGCCUGGUGCUCUCCCUUUCACCCCCAAGAACAUCCGUUCGCACUUCCAGCAUGUCUUUGUCAUAGUCAAGGUGCACAACCCCUGCACAGAAAAUGUGUGCUACAGCGUUGGAGUUUCCAGGUCAAAGGAUGUCCCUCCCUUCGGUCCCCCAAUCCCCAAAGGAGUAACUUUUCCAAAGUCGGCCGUCUUCCGGGACUUCCUUUUAGCCAAAGUAAUCAACGCAGAAAAUGCGGCCCAUAAGUCAGAGAAAUUCCGGGCCAUGGCUACCCGAACAAGGCAAGAAUACUUAAAGGAUUUAGCCGAGAACUUUGUCACAACCACCACAGUGGACACUUCUGCAAAAUUUAGCUUCAUCACCCUGGGGGCGAAGAAGAAGGAGCGGGUAAAGCCCAGGAAGGACGCCCACCUGUUUAGCAUCGGGGCCAUCAUGUGGCACGUGGUGGCGCGGGACUUUGGCCAGUCAGCAGACAUUGAGUGUCUUCUGGGGAUCUCCAAUGAGUUCAUCAUGCUGAUAGAGAAGGAGUCCAAGAAUGUCGUGUUUAACUGUUCCUGUAGGGACGUGAUUGGCUGGACAUCAGGGUUAGUGAGCAUCAAAAUCUUCUACGAAAGGGGAGAGUGCAUCCUGCUCUCCUCCGUGGAUAACUCCUCGGAAGACAUCCGAGAAAUAGUGCAACGACUGGUAAUAGUAACGCGAGGCUGUGAGACUGUGGAAAUGACCCUGAGAAGGAAUGGGUUGGGUCAGCUUGGCUUCCACGUGAACUUUGAAGGAAUUGUUGCCGAUGUGGAACCUUUUGGCUUUGCCUGGAAGGCAGGCCUUCGCCAAGGAAGCCGGCUUGUGGAGAUCUGCAAGGUGGCCGUGGCCACACUGACCCAUGAGCAGAUGAUUGACCUACUGCGGACAUCUGUGACUGUGAAAGUGGUUAUCAUCCAGCCCCAUGAGGAUGGCUCUCCCCGCAGGGGCUGUUCAGAGCUCUGCCGGAUCCCCAUGGUGGAGUACAAGCUGGACAGCGAGGGCACGCCCUGUGAGUACAAGACACCUUUUAGGAGGAACACCACAUGGCACCGAGUGCCCACCCCUGCCCUACAGCCAGUUUCCAGAGCCUCGCCUGUGCCUGGCACACCAGACCGACUCCAGUGCCAGCCGCUGCUGCAGCAGGCCCAGGCUGCCAUCCCACGAAGUACAUCCUUUGACAGGAAGCUGCCCGAUGGCACCAGAAGUUCUCCCAGCAACCAGUCAUCGUCCAGCGACCCGGGACCUGGUGGGAGCGGACCCUGGAGACCACAAGUGGGCUAUGAUGGGUGUCCGUCCCCUCUCCUGCUGGAGCCCCAGGGCCCAGGCUCUGUGGAGUGUGAUGGAUCCGGGGAUCAUGAGGACCUCAUGGAGGGAGGCAGGCUUCCAGAAACCAAAUGGCAUGGCCCACCUUCCAAAGUCCUGAGCUCCUAUAAGGAAAGAGCGCUGCAGAAAGACGGAAGCUGCAAAGAUUCCCCCAAUAAGCUGUCUCACAUCGGGGAUAAGAGCUGCUCUAGCCACUCCAGCAGCAACACUCUCUCUAGUAACACCUCCAGCAACAGUGAUGACAAGCACUUUGGGUCAGGGGACCUGAUGGACCCCGAGCUGCUGGGAUUGACCUACAUCAAAGGCGCUUCCACUGACAGCGGCAUCGACACCACACCGUGCAUGCCAGCCACCAUCCUGGGCCCAAUGCAUCUGACGGGCAGCAGGUCCCUGAUCCACAGCCGGGCGGAACAGUGGGCAGAUGCCGCCGAUGUCUCAGGAGCUGAUGAGGACCCUGCCAAGAUGUAUACCCUGCAUGGCUAUGCCUCUGCCAUCUCCAGCAGCGCUGCAGACGGUAGCAUGGGUGACCUCAGUGAGGUCUCUUCUCACUCCAGUGGCUCUCACCGUUCAGGAAGCCCCUCCACUCACUGCUCCAAAAGCACUGGGUCUCUGGACAGCUCCAAAGUCUACAUCGUCACUCACAGCGGUGGUCAGCAGGUACCUGGGGCUGUGGCAAAGCCUUACCACAGACAAGGAGCAGCAAACAAAUAUGUCAUCGGCUGGAAAAAGUCAGAAGGCAGCCCACCACCUGAGGAACCUGAAGUGACUGAAUGUCCCAGGAUAUAUGGCGAGAUGGACAUCAUGUCUACAGCCAGUCAGCACCCGGCAGUAGUAGGAGACUCUGUUCCGGAAGCUCAGCACGUCCUGUCCAAAGAUGACUUUCUGAAGUUGAUGCUGCCUGACAGCCCCUUAGUGGAGGAGGGGAGACGGAAGUUUUCAUUCUACGGGAACCUGUCUCCACGGAGGUCCCUGUACCGAACACUGUCCGAUGAGAGUGUGUGCAGCAACCGGAGGGGCUCUUCCUUCGCCAGCUCCCGAAGCUCCAUCCUGGACCAGGCCCUGCCCAACGACAUUCUCUUCAGCACGACUCCACCCUACCACAGUACGCUGCCUCCAAGAACCCACCCUGCACCCAGCAUGGGGAGCUUACGGAAUGAGUUCUGGUUCUCCGAUGGGUCCUUAUCAGACAAGUCCAAGUGUGCAGAUCCCGGCCUGAUGCCGCUGCCAGACACAGCUGCAGGGUUAGACUGGUCCCACCUUGUGGAUGCUGCACGAGCAUUUGAAGGGCAUUGUGGUGAGGAGGGUCAGCAGAUUCCAUUCAGUAAAUUGGUCUGUACAAAGUCACGGGGCCUGGUGGCUCUCACCAACCUCCUUUCUAUAUGUUCCUCCUCUCCAGACCAGAGGGUGGCCUCCUUCUGCACCCUGACCGACCUCCAGCAUGGACAAGAACUAGAAGGGGCCCCAGAGCUGUCCUUGUGUGUAGAUCCCACCAGUGGCAAAGAAUUCAUGGAUACACCAGGGGAGCGAUCACCCUCCACACUGACUGGGAAAGUUAACCAGCUAGAACUGAUUCUCCGACAGCUGCAGACUGACCUCCGGAAGGAGAAGCAGGACAAGGCGGUGCUGCAGGCUGAGGUCCAGCACCUGAGGCAGGACAACAUGCGACUGCAGGAAGAGUCACAGACCGCCACAGCCCAGCUACGCACGUUCACCGAGUGGUUUUUUAGCACCAUUGACAAAAAGGUCUGAUCAGCUCGCCGCUCCUCACCGUGGGACCCCGGGCUGGUCAGUCAGCCUGCCUGCCAGCCUGCCUCCCUGUGGUCCCUUCCAAGUCGGCAAUGCAGUUUUUACAUGUGCUUUCUGUCACCUGUAGGUAGAUGUCUCACUGUCUGUCUGUGUCUCACUACUCACCCCAGCAGGCAGGUCGGGGGCCUGGACUCCCAGGUGGCUGCAGCAGAAGAUGAAUGUAACUGCUGGAUGCUAACAGAAGCUGAAUGGUUCCCUGACGAUGCUCUGGCCUCAGCUUCCCUUUGGGAGAGAACUAGGUGUCACUAACCUGAGCGGGUGACCUGCAGAGACGCUAAGCCAGUGUACUGUAGCGGGGCUGUCGGACUGUAAAUAAAUAGGGAGGCAGAUAAUCGACGUGUACUUUAAUGUUAAAGGUGCUCUAUUUUUUUGGAUGUACAGUAGUUUAUUUCCACAGCCACAUUAUCAUAGCAAUAAGAAGGGUGCAGUAAGCAGUCUGCAGAGCUCUGUCAGAGACAAGCCCUGAAGUUUAACACUAGCACGAACACUGUUGCCGUAGAGACGUAUUUAUUUGCAGGAACAAACGGUGCCUGAAUAUUAACAGUGUUCUGAAUUUUUUUUUUUAAGAAAAGAGAUGCGAAUGCCUUGUGAACAGCUGGACCUGUUGGUAGUCACUUCUGCGUGUAGUUUGCUUUCUCGUAGUUGCUCUGCUGCAGUCAGUCAGUCUGCCCUCCCCAUAGACCCCGCUGCUGAGUACCAGCAGGGCCCUGUGUACAACCCAGACCUGUUUAUCUUUGUACAGAACCUCUGACAAAGUGUCUUGUAUUUAACGCUCUUAUUUAAGCUUAUUUAACCCUAACUUGUUAAUUUUAUAUGAGUCUGUUUCACCUGGGCUAGCUGUAAGGCAGGAGGCAGGCAGGCAGUGACUGAGCUCACCCAAACCUGACUGAAGCGGGUGGGCAAGCUGAGGACCGGAUGCUGCUGGCUAACACGUUGUUUGUAUUGCUUCUCCAUUUUUAACUGUUAUAUUUGAGAUGAACAUACAUUUUGCUUUUUUAAUAAAUGUUCAAAAUAAGUCAACGUUA
This is a messenger RNA of Rattus norvegicus (Norway rat), 6802 nucleotides long. The record is from RefSeq and is a predicted model, not a curated record. NCBI's taxonomy places the organism in Eukaryota, Metazoa, Chordata, Mammalia, Rodentia, Muridae.